CACGUCCCUAGGCUCCCCUCCACGCUCCACUCCCCAGUCAGGCGCCGCCCGAGGCCCCCCGCCCGGCACCCGCACGCUGCAGCCGGCCGGCCUGGCCGCGGGCUGCUCCGCUCUCAUCGUCCCUCAAGCCUCCGGCCUCCUCCCCUCCCACUGCUCGCCCCCUCCUCGGGUCCGGCAGCCUCCGCCCGCCACCUGCGGCCCUCGGUCGUCCGCCCCUCCUCCUCGGGGCCGGACGCCGCACGGGCAGGGCAGGACAGGCACGCCGCACGCGGGCACGCGGCCGGCCGCAGGAGUGCCGCCCGCGCCGGAAUCCUUUCAGAUGAACACGGAUCCAGGCGAGAAGAGGCCGUUCGGCGAUCUGGACGACGACGACGAUGACGUCUUCGCUUCCAAGAAGGCAAAGACAAAGCUUGAGGAAAGUGCACCAGGAGCUGCGACAGGAAUGAUUCUGUCUCUUCGUGAAAGUUUGCAGGACUGUAAACAUAGCCUUGCAUCCUGCCAGGUGGAACUGGAAGCUGCCAAAUCAGAAAUCGAGAAGUGGCAUUCAGCAUUUCAGAACAUUCCAGCUCUACCUUCUGGAACUAAUCCAGAUCCUGUUUCAGUGGUUUCAUACCUGAGUAACCUGAAGUCAUCAGAAGAGUCAUUGAAGGAGCAGCUGGAGAAAGCAAAAAAAAGGGAGGCAGCUUAUAUUGUAACAUUUGCAAAACGGGAGCAGGAGAUUGCAGAACUGAAGUCUGCAGUUAGAGAUUUAAAAACUCAAUUAAGGCCACCAUCAAUGCAGACAAGGAGAUUAUUGCUUGAUCCAGCAAUUCAUGAGGAAUUUACACGCUUAAAGAAUCUUGUGGAGGAGAAAGAGAAAAAAAUAAAGGAACUACAGGAUAAUGUUGCUGCUGUCAAUUUUACUCCAUCGAGCAAACUUGGGAAAAUGCUAAUGGCUAAAUGUAGAACAUUGCAAGAGGAAAAUGAAGAGAUUGGGGCAAUGGCAUCGGAAGGAAAAAUCCAUGAGCUCGGGAUGAAAGUUGCAGUUCUGAAGUCUCAGAACAAUGAGCUCAGGAAUCAAUUUGAUGUUUUGUAUAAACACAUGGAUGGUGUAACAAAUGACGUGGAGAGAUCAAACGAAAUGGUGUCUAUUCUGCAAGAGGAGUUGGAAGCCAAGGAUCUAGAGGUGGCAAGAUUGAAGGAGAUGCUUUCCCAGAAAGAAGCUACUCAUGACACAGCAGUUGAAGAAGAGAGAGACGAAGCUGCAAAUGAUAUGAAUACAGUUUCAGAUCCAAUGGAAGUCAAAGUGGAAAGUUGAGGUAGUUUCCCGUAGGGCUGCCACUAGGUGGGUUGUCCUGAGAAAUCCAUAUGUACUCUGCAGCAGGCUUCAAGUGACUAUUUCUUGGGAUACCAUACCGAUGUACCAAAAAGUUUUGAUAUGUCACUCAGUGUAUCUAAUAGACCUUUGCUUAUCUCAGCCUUGGUGCAUGUUUUAUUUUGAUGGGUGGCUUGCAUAACUUGUGAAUCUUGCACUCUUGAGGGCACGAGGAAAAAGGGAAAACUUGCCAGGCGCUGAUGAGGGUA
Messenger RNA from Panicum hallii, 1563 nucleotides. Its product is annotated as FKBP12-interacting protein of 37 kDa. The coding region runs from base 320 to 1297 and encodes 325 amino acids. The transcript has 13 exons. The record is from RefSeq and is a predicted model, not a curated record. NCBI's taxonomy places the organism in Eukaryota, Viridiplantae, Streptophyta, Magnoliopsida, Poales, Poaceae. Gene Ontology annotation, biological process: regulation of alternative mRNA splicing, via spliceosome. Gene Ontology annotation, cellular component: nucleus.